CAGCGCGGAAGGUUUUCUCGGUUGUGAGGAGUUCUCGGGUCUCCCCCGGCACAUACACACGGAUAGGAUCCCUAUGCGGCCGAUGCAAUGAACUGGAGAGAAUGAGAAACGUGCGAAUAUCCACAGAAGCGUUAAUGUAGUUGUAUAUUAACAAACGUGCGCAGUGCUGAUGUUUUACAACACUUAUCUGUCGCUUUAUAAGUUUGAAUAGGAGAGAAAGCAAGCCAGGUUAGUGAGCUGCUAUUCGGACUGGUAACUAACGUUAAAAGGCAAAUGUUCAGCGACAGCUAGCCAACAACUGGAAUAGGGACAUAAGCGUGGCUCUACACAAAAGGACUCAGACUUGAGUGAACGACUGUGCGAAAAGUGAGCCAUGCCAUCAGUGAUGGAGCGAUCAGGGUCUGGUGUGCUGUCCCGCAGCAGGGCCAAAACAGUCACAAACGGGAACAGCCAGCACUCUGAGGAAGAGAGCAGUGAUGAGGAACACACACGUGACAGUAUGAUCCGCGUUGGUGGGGACUACCAGGCACAGAUCCCAGAGUUCAAACCAGACUGUGCAUCCCGCUACAGUGAAAAUGACCAGAGGAGCAUGCUGGUCUGGUCACCAAAUAGCCAAGUGUCCAAUGCCAUGUUGGAUGAAUAUAUUCUGAUGGCCAAAGAGAAGCACGGCUACAACAUGGAACAGGCUCUUGGCAUGCUUCUGUGGCACAAGCAUGAUGUGGAGAAGUCACUAGCUGACCUAGCAAACUUCACUCCCUUUCCUGAUGAGUGGACACUGGAAGACAAAGUUCUGUUCGAACAGGCUUUCAGCUUUCAUGGCAAGAGCUUCCAUCGCAUCCAACAGAUGCUUCCAGACAAACUAAUCUCAAGCCUGGUGAAAUACUACUACUCUUGGAAGAAAACCAGAACCCGGACCAGCGUCAUGGACCGCCAAGCACGCAAGCUCCUUAGCAAGAGAGAAAAGGAUGAAAGUAACGAUGAGAUGGAGGGAGGAGAUCCAGGCAGUGACAGUGAUUUUGAGAUCAACGGCAAGAAAGAGACAACGAAGCAGAACUCUGGGAAUGUAGGAGGGAGUGAUAAAGGUUCAAGCAAGUCUGGUCCGACUCGGAAAGAGAACCAGGGUGCGCAGUACCGACACCACCUUCUUCGGGCUCGCCGCAGACCUCCGAAAGGCAUGCACUUGGAAAAGGAGGACAUUGUUGCUCUCUCAGUGUCCACUGAUUCAGGAGCUGUUAGUCUCAGACAGCUGGACACACAGCUAGUGUCUCUGAAAAGACAGGUUCAAAGUAUCAAGCAAACCAACAGUGUUCUCAAGCACAACUUGGGUGAUGGAAUUGAAGGCUUGAGACCAUCAGAGCCCACCCAAAAAAACAACUCUCGCUGGACAACAGAGGAGCAACUCCUGGCUGUUCAAGCUGUCAGGCGAUAUGGUAAAGACUUUGCAGCCGUAGCGGACGUGAUUGGCAACAAGACUGUGGCGCAGGUCAGCUCAUUCUUUGUCAGCUACCGGAGACGCUUCAAUCUUGAGGAGGUGCUCCGUGAAUGGCAGGCAGAACAGGAAGUGGUGCAAGGGAGCAGCGGGAGGACCGUGAACAUGGAGCUGAACGGGUUAGCAGGAGCGGAAGACGAUGAGGUGAAGAUGGAUGGCAUCUCUCUACCUCAUUCUGACAGUCCUCUGUCCUCUUCUGAUGUUAGUGUGACUGAGAACUCCAACUCUGCCCAGUCCUCCCCACCCCUCACUCAACCUCCACCCUUACUGCGCCCUGCACCCCCCUCAGCACCCCCUAGCCUGCUGCGCCAGCCUCCCCCGCUACAGACGCGACCUCUACAAAACCGGACGCCCCACAAUCACCCUCCCCCUCCGCUCAUCAGACCCGCAGUGGCGUCCUCGCUCCACCAGGGGGCGCUGAGGAACUCUCUAAGUUCCUCCUCUGCCUCUGCUGGACAGCUGCCACCCUCACUGGUGGGGCUGAAGGUGGAAUCCCCGCAGUCACACUGAUCGCCAUGCAGUAUUUGCCCUUUUAUAAUGGUUUAAGACACUCAAAUAGUCAUUUAACAGAGAAUUUGUUCUCAAGUCAGUAUAAAGGGGCAGUGUGUAGUAAUGCCUCUCAAGAGAUAGGGGGGAAAAAACCGAGGUGAACUGGAAGCAAAGCUGGACAUGCAC
This is a messenger RNA of Sinocyclocheilus anshuiensis, 2164 nucleotides long. Its product is annotated as REST corepressor 2. Gene Ontology annotation, molecular function: transcription corepressor activity. Gene Ontology annotation, cellular component: histone deacetylase complex; transcription regulator complex. Gene Ontology annotation, biological process: negative regulation of DNA-templated transcription; regulation of transcription by RNA polymerase II. The coding region runs from base 374 to 1999 and encodes 541 amino acids. The transcript is spliced from 13 exons. NCBI's taxonomy places the organism in Eukaryota, Metazoa, Chordata, Actinopteri, Cypriniformes, Cyprinidae. The record is from RefSeq and is a predicted model, not a curated record.